Messenger RNA from Lactuca sativa (garden lettuce), 681 nucleotides. RefSeq lists its product as uncharacterized. The record is from RefSeq and is a predicted model, not a curated record. Lineage: Eukaryota; Viridiplantae; Streptophyta; Magnoliopsida; Asterales; Asteraceae.
AUGUUCAAUGAAAUCACAGAUGGGAAAUUACGUGUCAAACAUAGUAUUAGAGAUCUUUCUUUGAUCCUUGGUGACCCUAAUCCAGUUGGCUCUACUUCUCUUCUCCCCACUCUCAAGCGGUGUUCCUCCACCGUCCCUCUCUCUCCUCCCUCUCUCAUUUUCUUGGACAUGGCUAAUAAAAAACCAUACGGUAUUACAAACAUCAAGGCAUAUGUUCCUAUGAUCCUUGAUUUAAACGAACUCAACUAUGAUGCUUGGUGCAAACUUUUUACCACUCACUGUAAGGCUUUUGGCGUUCAUGGCAUCCUUACCAGCACCACAAAACCCACUAGCCCCACCGAUGUUGAAUGGGAAAAUCUCAACAACAUUGUCCAGAUGUGGCUCUAUAGCACCAUGACGCAACCCUUACUCAACAUGAUCUUAAAACCGGACUCCACAACAAAGUCAGUUUGUUUAAGCGUUGAAGCACUCUUUCGGGACAAUAAAGAUGCUAGGGUAAUCGAGCUUGAUAAUGAAAUCCGCUCCUUAGUCAUUGGCGACCGCACCAUUGCAGAUUAUUGUCAGAAAUUGAAGUCCUUAUCUGAUCUUCUAGCCAACAUCGACUCCCCGAUUCCUGAGAAAACUCUUGUCACCUACAUGCUUAACGGUCUAUCACCAAAUUUGAAAACAUUGCUAUGCUAA